Phyllopteryx taeniolatus (common seadragon) is the source of this 1636-nucleotide messenger RNA. RefSeq names its product THAP domain containing 7 (gene thap7). The transcript has 5 exons. Gene Ontology annotation, biological process: regulation of DNA-templated transcription. The record is from RefSeq and is a predicted model, not a curated record. Gene Ontology annotation, cellular component: nucleus. Bases 263 to 1555 code for a protein of 430 amino acids. Lineage: Eukaryota; Metazoa; Chordata; Actinopteri; Syngnathiformes; Syngnathidae.
CCGGAAAAACGCGGUAGGAAAGACACAGCAGCCAUCUUCCUGAGGUCAACUCAGCACAGGGUAGUGUUCUUUUAAAGUAAACCCCAAGGUUGUUAAAUAUUCGUAAUUUUUUCCAGACAGAACAUGAAAAAUGACGUGCAUGAUGUUCUGUCGCGUUCACGGGGAGUUCGCGUGAUGGCUCGUACCAGGCUAGCGUGCUAAGUUGUUUUGCGCUCGCUGAAAUUAGCAUCAGAAGGUUAGCUGGGAUACAGUUGGCGACGAGAUGCCGAGACACUGUUCUGCUGGUGGCUGCAAAUCCCAUGACAACCGUGAGACUCGUAAUGCCGGCAUCACAUUCCACAAGUUGCCCAAAGAAGCCUCUCGUCGGAACCUCUGGAUCGGCAACUCCCGCCGUGCAGACUCCUGGGACCCGCAGACCAACUUUGUCUACUUUUGCUCCAAACAUUUCACGCCAGAGAACUUUGAGCUGGCCAGCUGCAGUGGCAUCAGGAGACUGAGGGAAGAUGCAUUUCCCACGGUCUUUGAUUCCUCAUCUGUGACCAAAUCCAAAUGGCUGCGGAAGGUCCUGAAACAAGAAGACAGAAAUGGGAACGUUUCGGGCGAGCAGAGCGCUGACAAGUGUCAAACUCCAGUCGACUCCACAGUUCAAACGUCACUUGAAGCAGAGGAGACCAACGAGGAGCAACCCACAGCUUCUCAAGAGACAGCACAAAAUGAGGGGCAGCAAUGGCCCCGAGACGAGACCCCUUCACCUCCGCCGGCGUCACCCCCUCGCGCCGUCUCGCCGUCGCGCUACAUGCGCCGCCUCCCCCCGCGCCCUGGCUUUUACCUGCCCAAGGAGCACAGCUACGCCCAGCUCUGCCCCCUGCUGUGGCGGAAGCGCUACGACAAGGCCGUGGACUACCUGGAGAAGACCCUGCGGCAGCUGCACGCCGCCCGGCGACGGGAGAACCGACUGCGGGGCUCCCUGCUGAGACUGCGCGACAGACAGCAGAAGAUGCAAGUAACCAGAGAUGACUCCAAGAGCGCGGGGGGCUUCCGUUCUCAAGGGGGGGAUUCUAGAGGUGUGGGUGAGCUUGGAAAUGCUGCAGAGAAGUACUGUUGUUACUGCGGGAGAGGCCAAACGGAGAAAUUCACCGAGGAACAUAACUCCAAGGGGACAAAUUCUCCAAGUUUCCCACUUGCAAUCCAAGCUACGCGACACCUGCCCGACUGCCGUUGUGAGCAAUGCAAGUUCAAAGGCAAGUCUCAUAAUCAGGACCCGCAACAGUCGCUGCUGUGGAUACAAGGCGAAGCCGAGGGGCAGUUCAUUCUGGUCCCAGUCCCCGACGAAAACCAGUUCCAGAAAUAUUUCACCAUGGAGGAUGUCGCCUGCCAGGCCGGCCCGGCGUCCCGACCGGACUCUGAGAACGUCGGCGGUCCGACCCGAACGGGAAGACAGCAGCGUCCCGUCUUCGACACCUCAUUGGAAGAACUGAGUGAAGACGUGAGGGAGAAACUGAAAGAACACCUGGAGGGCUUUCACCUGCAGCUCACCAGCGAGUUCACCAACUGACAAACUGACGAGCGAUUGUGUUCAACCGACGGAAUGAAAUGGUCAUAACGGUAUUUCAAAGAAUAAAAAAAAAAAAACAUA